Messenger RNA from Pongo pygmaeus (Bornean orangutan), 4871 nucleotides. It is a transcript of the gene SEMA4D, whose product is annotated as semaphorin 4D. The record is from RefSeq and is a predicted model, not a curated record. NCBI's taxonomy places the organism in Eukaryota, Metazoa, Chordata, Mammalia, Primates, Hominidae. Gene Ontology annotation, biological process: negative regulation of transcription by RNA polymerase II; neural crest cell migration; positive regulation of GTPase activity. The coding region runs from base 830 to 3418 and encodes 862 amino acids. Gene Ontology annotation, molecular function: semaphorin receptor binding; chemorepellent activity. The transcript has 20 exons. Gene Ontology annotation, cellular component: plasma membrane.
CCUCAGUCCCCGCGCCGGCCUCAGCGCCCUCGCGCGCCGCAGCAUCCCAGCCGCCGCCGCCGCCGCCGCCGCCGCCGCCGCCGGGCCUCCCCGCCACCCCCUCUCCGGCCCGGCCGCCUCCCGCCGCCGCCAUUCCUGGCGCCCGAAAUCGCCCGGCCGGGAGCCGCCGCGGGCAGGACGCGCGCUCCAGAUCUGAGAUCCAUUUCGGCUGGGUGUGGUGGCUCAUGCCUGUAAUCCCAACAGUUCGAGAGGCUGAGAACAAACUGUCCCUGGUCUCUGAGAGCGUAGUGCAUCUGAGAGAAGAGAGGAAGAAACAGGCUCACAGUGCGGUUUUGUGGCAGUUUUCUUGGCGGUGGGGGAAGGACCAGCUGUGCAUGUGAGGCUGGGGUAUCUCUGACGUAUUCCUGAGCCAUCUCAUGAGCUGUGGGUCUGAACCGGCGGAACCUCGGUUAAACAUACUCUGCUAACACCAGAUAGUAGAAAGAAACCAUGUGCUGAAAUGUUUGACGACACUGAUGGUUUGCAAAGAUUUCUGAAGACUUCUUUCUAGAAACGACUGGAAAGCUUCAAGAGGCAUAAGAUACAGCAUUUCUUCUGAGGCCCUGAAGAAGUAUCAAGUGGGCUUUGACAUUGCGGUGGUGACAGCGACCCCUCCUCACCUGGAGAACUGGGAAAUGUGGAUUCUCAGGGACCGCGCUGUUCACCAGCUCCAGGCUGUGCUGCUGGCCCUGGUCCUGGGGCGCUGAGCCGCAUCUGCAAUAGCACACUUGCCCGGCCACCUGCUGCCGUGAGCCUUUGCUGCUGAAGCCCCUGGGGUUGCCUCUACCUGAUGAGGAUGUGCACCCCCAUUAGGGGGCUGCUUAUGGCCCUUGCAGUGAUGUUUGGGACAGCAAUGGCAUUUGCACCCAUACCCCGGAUCACCUGGGAGCACAGAGAGGUGCGCCUGGUGCAAUUUCAUGAGCCGGACAUCUACAACUACUCAGCCUUACUGCUGAGCGAGAACAAGGACACCUUGUACAUAGGCGCCCGGGAGGCGGUCUUCGCUGUGAACGCACUCAACAUCUCCGAGAAGCAGCAUGAGGUGUAUUGGAAGGUCUCAGAAGACAAAAAAGCAAAAUGUGCAGAAAAGGGGAAAUCAAAACAGACAGAGUGCCUCAACUACAUUCGGGUGCUGCAGCCGCUUAGCACCACUUCCCUUUAUGUGUGUGGAACCAACGCAUUCCAGCCAGCCUGUGACCACCUGAACUUAACAUCCUUUAAGUUUCUGGGGAAAAAUGAAGAUGGCAAAGGAAGAUGUCCCUUUGACCCAGCACACAGCUACACAUCCGUCAUGGUUGAUGGAGAACUUUAUUCAGGGACGUCGUAUAAUUUUUUGGGAAGUGAACCCAUCAUCUCCCGAAAUUCUUCCCACAGUCCUCUGAGGACGGAAUACGCAAUCCCUUGGCUGAACGAGCCUAGUUUUGUGUUUGCUGACGUGAUCCGAAAAAGCCCAGACAGCCCUGACGGCGAGGAUGACAGGGUCUACUUCUUCUUCACGGAGGUGGCUGUGGAGUACGAGUUUGUGUUCAGGGUGCUGAUCCCACGGAUAGCAAGAGUGUGCAAGGGGGACCAGGGCGGCCUGAGGACCUUGCAGAAGAAAUGGACCUCCUUCCUGAAAGCCCGACUCAUCUGCUCCCGGCCAGACAGCGGCUUGGUCUUCAAUGUGCUGCGGGAUGUCUUCGUGCUCAGGUCCCCGGGCCUGAAGGUGCCUGUGUUCUACGCACUCUUCGCCCCACAGCUGAACAACGUGGGGCUGUCGGCAGUGUGCGCCUACAACCUGUCCACAGCCGAGGAGGUCUUCUCCCACGGGAAGUACAUGCAGAGCACCACAGUGGAGCAGUCCCACACCAAGUGGGUGCGCUAUAAUGGCCCGGUACCCAAGCCGCGGCCUGGAGCGUGCAUCGACAGCGAGGCACGGGCCGCCAACUAUACCAGCUCCUUGAAUUUGCCAGACAAGACGCUGCAGUUCGUUAAAGACCACCCUUUGAUGGAUGACUCGGUAACCCCAAUAGACAACAGGCCCAGGUUAAUCAAGAAAGAUGUGAACUACACCCAGAUCGUGGUGGACCAGACCCAGGCCCUGGAUGGGACUGUCUAUGACGUUAUGUUUGUCAGCACAGACCGGGGAGCUCUGCACAAAGCCAUCAGCCUCGAGCACGCUGUUCACAUCAUCGAGGAGACCCAGCUCUUCCAGGACUUUGAGCCAGUCCAGACCCUGCUGCUGUCUUCAAAGAAGGGCAACAGGUUCGUCUAUGCUGGCUCUAACUCGGGCGUGGUCCAGGCCCCGCUGGCCUUCUGUGGGAAGCACGGCACCUGCGAGGACUGUGUGCUGGCGCGGGACCCCUACUGUGCCUGGAGCCCGCCCACGGCGACCUGCGUGCCUCUGCACCAGACCGAGAGCCCCAGCAGGGGUUUGAUUCAGGAGAUGAGCGGCGAUGCUUCUGUGUGCCCGGAUAAAAGUAAAGGAAGUUACCGGCAGCAUUUUUUCAAGCACGGUGGCACAGCGGAACUGAAAUGCUCCCAAAAAUCCAACCUGGCCCGGGUCUUUUGGAAGUUCCAGAAUGGCGUGUUGAAGGCCGAGAGCCCCAAGUAUGGUCUUAUGGGCAGAAAAAACUUGCUCAUCUUCAACUUGUCAGAAGGAGACAGUGGGGUGUACCAGUGCCUGUCAGAGGAGAGGGUUAAGAACAAGACGGUCUUCCAAGUGGUCGCCAAGCAUGUCCUGGAAGUGAAGGUGGUUCCAAAGCCCGUGGUGGCCCCCACCUUGUCAGUUGUUCAGACAGAAGGUAGUAGGAUUGCCACCAAAGUGUUGGUGGCAUCCACCCAAGGGUCUUCUCCCCCGACCCCAGCCGUGCAGGCCACCUCCUCUGGGGCCAUCACCCUUCCUCCCAAGCCUGCGCCCACCGGCACAUCCUGCGAACCAAAGAUCGUCAUCAACACGGUACCCCAGCUCCACCCGGAGAAAACCAUGUAUCUUAAGUCCAGCGACAACCGCCUCCUCAUGUCCCUCUUCCUCUUCUUCUUUGUUCUCUUCCUCUGCCUCUUUUUCUACAACUGCUAUAAGGGAUACCUGCCCAGACAGUGCUUGAAAUUCCGCUCGGCCCUGCUGAUUGGGAAGAAGAAGCCCAAGUCAGAUUUUUGUGACCGUGAGCAGAGCCUGAAGGAGACGUUAGUAGAGCCAGGGAGCUUCUCCCAGCAGAAUGGGGAGCACCCCAAGCCAGCCCUGGACACCGGCUAUGAGACCGAGCAAGACACCAUCACCAGCAAAGUCCCCACGGAUAGGGAGGACUCACAGAGGAUCGACGACCUUUCCGCCAGGGACAAGCCCUUCGACGUCAAGUGUGAGCUGAAGUUCGCUGACUCAGACGCAGAUGGAGACUGAGGCCGGCUGUGCGUCCCCGCCGGCGCCUCAGCUGCGACGUGUCCAGGCGUGGAGAGUUUUGUGUUUCUCCUGUUCAGUAUCCGAGUCUCGUGCAGUGCUGCGUAGGUUAGCCCGCAUCGUGCAGACAACCUCAGUCCUCUUGUCUAUUUUCUCUUGGGUUGAGCCUGUGACUUGGUUUCUCUUUGUCCUUUUGGAAAAAUGACAAGCGUUGCAUCCCGGUCUUGUGUUCCGAAGUCAGUCGGAGUACUUGAAGAAGGCCCACGAGCGGCACGGAGUUCCUGAGCCCUUUCUGUAGUGGGGGAAAGGUGGCUGGACCUCUCUUGGCUGAGAAGAGCAUCCCUUUGGCUUCCCCUCCCCAUAGCAGCCACUAAAAGAUUAUUUAAUUCCAGAUUGGAAAUGACGUUUUAGUUUAUCAGAUUGGUAACUUAUCGCCUGUUGUCCAGAUUGGCACGAACCUUUUCUUCCACUUAAUUAUUUUUUUAAGAUUUUGCUUUGAUUGUGUUUAUGUCAUGGGUCAUUUUUUUUUUAAUUACAGAAGCAGAUGUUUUAAUAUUUAGAAGAAGACUUAUAUCUUCCAGAUUUUGUUAUAUAUUUGGCAUAAAAUAUGGCUUACGUUGCUUAAGAUUCUCAGGGAUAAACUUCCUUUUGCUAAAUGCAUUCUUUCUGCUUUUAGAAAUGUAGACAUAAACACUCCCCGGAGCCCACUCACCUUUUUUCUUUUCUUUUUUUUAACUUUAUUCCUUGAGGGAAGCAUUGUUUUUGGAGAGAUUUUCUUUCUGUACUUCGUUUUACUUUUUCUUUUUUUUAACUUUUACUCUCUCGAAGAGGAGGACCUUCCCACAUCCGCAAGGUGGGUUUUGAGCAAGGGAAGGUGGCCUGGGUGAGCUGAGUGGAGCCAGGCUGGCCCAGAGCUGAGAUGGGAGCGCCGUACAAUCUGGAGCCCACAGCUGUUGGUCAGAACCUCCUGUGAGACAGAUGGAACCUUCACAAGGGCGCCUUCGGUUCUCCGAACAUCUCCUUUCUCUUCUUGCUUCACUUACCCACUGCCUGCCCAGACUUUCCAUCCAGCCUCACUGAGCUGCCCACCACUGGAAGGGAACUGGGCCUCGGUGGCCGGGGCCGCGAGCUGUGACCACAGCACCCUCAAGCGCACGGCGCUGUUCUUGCCACUGUCCUGAAGAUGUGAAUGGGUGGUACGAUUUCAACACUGGUUAAUUUCACACUCCAUCUCCCCGUUUUGUAAAUACUCAUCGGGAAGAGACUUUUUUUCCAUGGUGAAGAGCAAUAAACUCUGGAUAUUUGUGUGCGUGUGUGGACAGUCUCAUCUUCCAGCAUGAUAGGAUUUGACCAUUUUGGUGUAAACAUUUGUGUUUUAUAAGAUUUACCUUGUUUUUAUUUUUCUACUUUGAAUUGUAUACAUUUGGAAAGUACCCAAAUAAAUGAGAAGCUUCUA